UGUGUGUGUGUGUGUGUGUGUGUGUUUGUUUUUAAAUUUAGAAGCCGUCUCGCACAGAGUGGAGUGAAAAGGAGAAGAUUUUAAAACCGAAACAUAAAGUAGAUCCACUCUUAUCUGUACGCAGCCCAACAGCUGAAUGACUGCGUGUUGAUGGACGAAUAUAUUGAAUGCAGCGCAGAAACUGGGUCUCUUUUGGUUGCAAAGCUUAUACCCAAAAGAUCACGUGGAUUAGAUAUCAAACCUGGCUGUGAAACUUGGGAUGUGGCAUUUUCACCUGAUGGCUUGUACUUUGCAUGGUCACAAGGGCACAAUAUUGUAAAAUUGAUUCCUUGGCCACCUGAAAGCUGUAAAAUAAGCCGUAAAAGCACAAGUCGUUUAAAAUCAUAUGGCAAAGUAAAAAGCAAGUGUGGCGAAAAGAUAAUCGACUGUGGUCAAAAUGUGUGGGGGUUAGCAAUUGGAUCACCUCCCUCUGAGUACAGAAGUCAGUCUUCAGCGAACCAAAACAAGCGCUCAGGAAUGAUCCUCGCCACAGGUCUUUCCGAUGGAGAAAUCAAACUGUGGGAAGUGCCUACUGCGCGUCUACUCUUCACUUUGAAAGGCCAUCAGGCUGUGGUGAGGUGUUUUGCUUUUAUCUCCAACAAAAACUUCAUGCUGGUCUCUGCAUCACGAGAUACAACUUUGCGUGUAUGGGACCUACAACAGAAAGGUAAAUUAGUACAUAUAUUAGAUGGCCACAGACAAUGGGUCUAUUGUUGUGCAGUUUCCCCUGACUCGAGUAAACUAUGUUCUGUGGGAGGAGGAAAGACUGUUUUGCUGUGGAACACAACUUCAUAUUCAAUGAUUCAGAAUUUAGAAGGACACAGCGGUGAUGUCGUUUCGUGUGAAUUUUCCCCUGAUGGAGCAUUAUUAGCUACUGCAUCGUAUGAUACACAUGUAAUUGUGUGGGACGCGCACACUGGAGAAAGCCUGAUGAAACUGAGACAUUGUUUCCACACUGCUGCUGCUAUGGAUAUUGAUAGUGGUUUCAACACUGGCUUUGUACGAGCAGUCUCCUUUUCCCAGGAGGGUUUAAAUCUUGCCUCAGUGGCUGAUGAUGGAUUGUUGAGAAUUUGGUCCUUGGCUUUACAAAGGCCAGUAACAGUUGCCCCUUUGGUGAAUGGAUUGUGUUGUACAUUCUCUCCACAUGGUGGUGUAUUGGCUACAGGGACACGAGAUGGCCAUGUUAAAUUCUGGACAAUACCUAGGGUCUUGCCAACUCUACAACACAUUUGUCGCAUGGCUCUGCGCCAUGUGAUGUCGACCCAGCAAGUUAUGCUCCUACAAGUGCCUAAAAAGAUGAAGGAGUUUUUAAUUUAUAAGAUCUUCUAGUUUACACCUGUGAGAUGUAAACAAUUUGGGAAGAAAAGUAAACUGUCAUAUCAGACAAUUCACUAGUAUAUUUUUAAAACCAAGAUAUCAAUGUGCACUUUAUUAAAAUUCUCUACAUCUAUAUUACAAUAUUACUACCAAGACCCCUUUUUAUGUAUUUAUUGCUUUACAUGAAAUUAAAAAUUGAGUGCUGUUCAAGAAUCCCUUUGCCUCCACAGAUGCUGCUUGAGUCACCGAGUUCUUCCAGCGCUUUUUUAAAAAAUUCUUCAUUCCAGCAUCCACAGUUAAGAAUAUUUUUGUCUACCUUUAGAACUUCCCGUUUUGAACUGACACAGCCUAUCAAAUAUAUUUAUUACAAUGAACAGAGAGAUUUUGGUGAAUAUGAUUUGCUAUUUAACUAUGAAAAUUAGUCCAAUAAAUGUUCUAUUUGGCUCCAUGUUGAUGGUAAAUACCUUCUCCCCCCACCCAAAGCAGUUGACUAAGUCACAAGCCAAACUAAAUAAAAACAAGUGCUGGAAGCACUCAAACAGGCCAAAUUGUACAGUAUCUGUGG
Messenger RNA from Hypanus sabinus (Atlantic stingray), 1921 nucleotides. RefSeq names its product WD repeat and SOCS box containing 2 (gene wsb2). The record is from RefSeq and is a predicted model, not a curated record. Gene Ontology annotation, molecular function: protein binding. Bases 151 to 1368 code for a protein of 405 amino acids. Gene Ontology annotation, biological process: intracellular signal transduction. Lineage: Eukaryota; Metazoa; Chordata; Chondrichthyes; Myliobatiformes; Dasyatidae. The transcript has 9 exons.